Messenger RNA from Spodoptera exigua (beet armyworm), 891 nucleotides. NCBI's taxonomy places the organism in Eukaryota, Metazoa, Arthropoda, Insecta, Lepidoptera, Noctuidae. The record is from the annotation of a GenBank genome assembly.
UGCGCACUCAUUCGGUCGCGGACCGGCGACGAAGGCGAACGUGUCAGUUUAUAACGACUGCAAAAUGAAGUGGGUUUUUGUUUUGGUAGCGUGUUUGUGUUUUUUCAAUUCACUCGUGGAUUGCAAAUGGAAACAUGAGCGACGAGAAAAUCAUUGGCGGGAAAAUGCUAAUGAGGUGACCACGGCAUCUAGUUACAGGCAAGAUCCCCCAGACCAUACCAAGUUGAUUCCUAUGGCUCGAUACGUCUUGCACAAUGCAGACUGGGCUUCGCUAGCUACGAUAUCAAUCCUGCCAGCUAUCGAAGGAUUUCCUUUCUCCAACGUCAAGUCUAUAGUGGACGGGUCCCUUGCUAACUCAACCGGAGUGCCUUACUUCUACAUGUCGCCAUUGGACUUCAGUGCUCGGGAUUUGGCGAAAAACAGCCGUGCUACCGUUCUCGUAUCCCUGGAAGAGACUAGAUACUGCGAGAAUAAGAAAAUUGACCCUGAGGACCCAAGAUGCACCAGGUUGAUGCUGUCAGGAAAGAUGAAGAAGAUUAAGGAGCGCACGCCAGAGUACGUGUUUGCAAAGGCAGCGUUGUUUGAAAGACAUCCGGCUAUGGCUGACUUCCCCCCGGAUCACAAUUGGUUCGUAGCUAAGUUGAAAAUCGCUCAAAUCGCGAUGAUUGAUUGGUUCGGAGGUGCCAAAUACAUACCAGUACGGGACUAUCUAGCGUAUAACUACACUGGCACAGAAAUGCUACAGUUCCACAAUAAAGGCUUACAAAAAUAAAUUGUCAAUUAGACUAGCCGCAUUUUAAUUGACUUUGUUUCUUAUGAAGAUCAGAAUAAGAUUCAUUAUCGAACAAGAGACCAUAUGUACAUAAUUUAUGUAUUUGAAUUGUAUCACUG